GCCUUAAAAAGGUUCGAUCACUGAUCAGCCUAGUAGUUGGUUUACGUUGUUCGUGAGCACCGAGACAAAGAUACCGCCGAUAAUUCUGGCCACGAUUACAACUGAAGAAGAAUAAUAUCACCUUCGAGUUCCGAGUGUGUGGUGGGGUCGAAUCCCACCACGUUUACCACACAUUUUGCGAUCUUAAUCGUCGUAAUAGCGAUCCUACACGCGCGGUUCUUCAAUUUUUUAGACUACUGAGCUACCUAGGACAGAUUGCUCCGUCGUUUCAUUGGUUCAAUGAGAACUCUUAUCAAGCUUGGCGUCAGUGGAUGAAGAGAGAAGAACGUUUCAAGAGGCAUUGACGGAAGCAAGAUCGUCCCGUGUGAAUGGCUUUCCUGAUAAGUCCUGUGAAACAGCAAGGAGUUUCCAUCUGCUGGUCAUCGAACAUCAAAAAGGCGGCUGUUCAUCGAUACUCCCAAGUAACUAUGCGUGCUCUGACUGAACACUGAACCAAAAAUAAGUAAAUAGCGACGACAAAGACUACAAUCAAAAAAGAAUUGAAUUUGGGUCGCAAAUUUAGAGACCUAUAGCAAGAACAAUAGAUUUUCACUGGGUCGUGUGGAAAAAAAAACUGACCGAGAAAUUGCACACUAAAACCUUCCAGACUGAAUUCUUGUUUCAAGCAGUUUCAUUUGACAGCCUACCAAAAGCCUACCAAACUAAAAAUGAAGGAUAUUAAUGAUUCGAGUAUUUUUACGAACAUGAGCACCUUAAUUGCAAACUCGUCCAAGGACCACGACGCUGCGACUCAAGCUUUGAUUGAAGUUUAUUUAAAAUUUGAGCUGGCUUCCGUGGUUUUCCUCGUCCUUCUUGCUGCCGUAACCAUACCAACGAACAUCUUACUUCUGAUGUUGAUUCGUAUGGAUCCUCUAAAGUGCUUCAAUAAGCCGACAACCCCGUUUAUCGUAGGACUAGCAGUCGCCGAUUUGUUGACCGGGCUAACAACGGAGCCGUUUUUCGCCAUCUAUUACUACGCGCGCCACAUCAGCCCUUCAAGAACAGUCAGCCCAGGAGUUCUGCUUCUUUAUCGAGCUGGUCAGUUCGCUUCUACUGUGGCUAUUAGCUCAUCUUUCCUUAUUGUUCUAGCUUUGUCUUGGUCUCAGUACAUUGCUGUAGCCUUCCCACAUCGUUAUUCGACCUUGAUCACUCGCAAACGAGUAACAGUGUGCGUAUGUGGAAGCUGGGUGUACUUCUUUUGUUUCUCUCUCCUUCAGUUUGCCAAGAUUGACCUGAUUAGUUUCCUAAAAGCCGACCUAGUGCUGCACCCGACAUUGAUCUCAGCCGUGCUUCUUAUAACGAUUAUUCUUCUCUAUAAAUCGUUCCAACAAGAAAUCCAGAGAAAAAGAAGUUUUGCAGGUCGUUCUAAAAACGACCACGAAAACAGAGCGCGUAAGGAGGCAGAAAACAUAGAGCGGCAGUUCACUAUUGUAACCAUCUACCUAGCAGGGAUCCUCCUAGCUUCUGCCUUGCCACAUAUGGUUAUACAGUACGUCUUCCUCUACGGUACCUUCUCUGUACGCGGCCAUAUGUAUUUGUCAAUCUGUCUUCGCGUAAGGGAUUUGCUGUUGUUUCUAAAAGUCGCUUUGGAUGCGUUCAUAUACGCAUGGAGGCUCAAAACCUACCGCCAAACUUUCCAACACACUGUGAAGUGUUGUGUGUUUAAGAGAAAAGACAAUGGAGGGAAUUCCCUCAUUAUCUGACUGCAUCAUUGCGUCCUUGAACACUUCUAACGCGACACGCGGGAGAGAUCUCGCAAUAUUAUGAAAAAGCCGAGCUACAAAAAAGCCUAAAAAACAGCGAUCCGGGUUCGUAUCCCGGACUCAGUAUCAUAUCAUAUGUAUAAUACUCUUUGACCCAUAUAUAUAUAUAUAUGCCGUUAAAAUUUCAUAAAACUUGCUUACUGGGAAAAGCUUUAAAAAUAAUGAACCAUAGACUGAGAGCUAUUUCCACUGUGAAGUUAAUUGACUUGUGAACUUGACUUCAGGAAUCAUUGAUUUUGAAUUGAUAAAUGAUUAUAAGGAAAACACCCGUCGCAAGGACGUUUCGCGGGAGCCCGAGUGUCCUCGCUUCAUGUGCUCUUGUUCUGGAAGCCAAAAGUGAAGCCGAUCUGAUAAUAUGGAUGCACACUGGUAAUCGGAUUAUCAAAAAAAAUCGAAAAACAUCAAAGAACAUUUUCAUGCUUGCCAGUUCCCUACGAAAUACGAAAGGAAGAUUUAAUUUUUUUAAUGGAAACUGCGGACGAAAAAGAUGACGAAGACGUUGACUCAAUCGUGGGAACUCAAGAAUGCGAGUGGGGGUGUCCAGGUGCUCAAACCACUCCAUAAAAUUCCACAAACAAGACCGAACGUUCUAAGAAAACAAUUUAAAUCGAGUACCUUAUGAAAAUAUUUUGAUUCAGCGGGUAAUUGUUCAAGGUUAGAUUUGAUUUAUGUGUUUUCAAAGCCGUCUAAGUGUUGUCCGGCCGUUACGUACUUAAAAAUAUCAUUGCAGUUCACGUACCAUGACGCUACCUACUUAUGAAGAUAUAUACCAUGUAGUAUAAUCUUUGAAAUAUUAGGUUCUUGAUAAUUCAUGAUUAAGUCGUAGGACUGCGACAAGUUCGAGUUUCUUUUUCGUAAAAAUAAAAAAAAAAAAAAA
This is a messenger RNA of Actinia tenebrosa (Australian red waratah sea anemone), 2679 nucleotides long. RefSeq lists its product as uncharacterized. The record is from RefSeq and is a predicted model, not a curated record. Gene Ontology annotation, biological process: G protein-coupled receptor signaling pathway. Gene Ontology annotation, cellular component: membrane. Gene Ontology annotation, molecular function: G protein-coupled receptor activity. Lineage: Eukaryota; Metazoa; Cnidaria; Anthozoa; Actiniaria; Actiniidae.